This is a messenger RNA of Guillardia theta CCMP2712, 903 nucleotides long. RefSeq lists its product as hypothetical. NCBI's taxonomy places the organism in Eukaryota, Cryptophyceae, Pyrenomonadales, Geminigeraceae. The record is from RefSeq and is a predicted model, not a curated record. Bases 146 to 835 code for a protein of 229 amino acids. Gene Ontology annotation, molecular function: mRNA binding; translation initiation factor activity. The transcript is spliced from 8 exons. Gene Ontology annotation, biological process: formation of translation preinitiation complex; translation reinitiation.
ACCCCCCACCCCUCCUCUCCCUCCUCUCCCUCUUCUCCCUCCUCUCCCUCCUCUCCUUCCCCUCUCGCUCCUGUAGAAGACUCUUCUUCUCUCGCAACUUCUCUUCUUCUUCGCUCGUCCCUAGGCCCUCACACGCCCAUUCGCGAUGCCCCGACGCGUCCGUAAGAAGGACUCGAGCGACGAAGAGAAUGGCUCGGACGAGGAGGUUGCUCAGGUUGCUGGCAAGAUGGAAGACGCCAACCUAGACUCGAGGUACCCUCUCAAAGUUCUCUACUGCGGAGCCUGCUCAUGUCCCCCGGAGUACUGCGCAUGGAUGGGCCCAAAGAGCGGGGAAGUGACACCGGAAUGCAAGGCAUGGCUUCUCGCCAAUGCACCCGAGCUCGCAGCCAAGUAUGGCUACUCGACUGAGCAGGAGGGUGUAGCUGCUGCUGCAAGUGGAGGAGACGCGAAGGAAGCAGAGCCCAAAGUGAAGGAGCUUCCUGGAGGAAAGAAAGUGAAGGAGCCGGCUAAGGAGGUUUGGUUGUCCUCCAAGCAGCGUCAGAAGCGAAAGUUCGUUUGCACAGUGAGAGGCCUGGAGCUCUUCGGCAUUAAGCUGCCGGACGCGUGCAAGAUCUUCAAGAAGAAGUUCUCGACGGGAGCAGCAGUGACAGAGACAGCCGAUAACAAGGAGGAGAUUGAGAUCCAGGGAGACGUGAAAGACGACCUCGUGUCUGUCAUCGUCAAAGAGUUCAAGAUCGACAUCAAGGACAUCUUCUUUGUGGAUGGUGCCGGCCCGAAGCUGACUAAGAUUCCGGCGGCAGAAGAAUCAGGAACGAUGGCGGUAGGAGGCAAGUAGAUGUCAGGAUCAAAGCAAGCUAAGCUUUGUGACCUAUUUCAACUUGUGUUUUACAUGGUCAAUUGCUC